Messenger RNA from Osmia bicornis bicornis, 1059 nucleotides. RefSeq names its product 3-oxoacyl-[acyl-carrier-protein] reductase FabG-like. The coding region runs from base 191 to 952 and encodes 253 amino acids. Lineage: Eukaryota; Metazoa; Arthropoda; Insecta; Hymenoptera; Megachilidae. The record is from RefSeq and is a predicted model, not a curated record. The transcript is spliced from 4 exons. Gene Ontology annotation, molecular function: oxidoreductase activity.
UGCUUGCUACAACCUGUUUGAAGAGAAGGGAUACGGAGUGAAUAUAAACCCCACAUUCUGUUGAAUGGAAUUAUUUUAUUUUACAGCUAAACGAAAGUCGAAAGUCACAUAAAUCUCAACAACUCGGAUUAUCAAAUAUAUUUAAAUUUAUUUUUAUUCUUGAAAAUACGAUAGUUGACCUUGCGCAAAGAUGGCAUUUACAGGAAAAGUUGUGCUAAUAACUGGAGCUAGUUCUGGAAUUGGAGCAGCAACUGCAAUACAUUUUGCUCAACUUGGAGCAGAACUAGCAUUAUCAGGACGUAAUGCACAAAACUUGAAUGCAGUUAGUGAAAAAUGUAAACCUAACAAAACAUUUAUGGUAACUGGUGAACUAACCAAUGAGGCUGAUGUUAAAAAUAUUGUUGAAUCUGUUGUCAAACAUUACGGUAGAUUAGAUAUUUUAGUUAAUAAUGCUGGUGUAUUAGAAAAUGGAUCAAUAGAAAAUCUUUCAUUAGAACAACAUGAUAGAAUAUUUAAUGUGAAUGUACGCUCAUUGAUGCACAUGACAAUGUUGGCUGUUCCACAUAUAACAAAAACUAAAGGUAAUAUUGUAAAUGUAUCAAGUGUAGCUGGACUAAGAGCAUUCCCGGGUAUUUUAUCAUAUUGUAUGAGUAAAGCAGCAGUUGAUCAAUUUACCAGAUGUGUAGCCCUUGAACUUGCACCAAAACAAGUACGAGUAAAUGCUGUAAAUCCAGGUGUUGUAAUAACUAAUCUGCAUAAAAGUAGUGGUAUGACAGAUGAACAACUAAAGACAUUCUUUGAGGGUUCUAAACAAACCCAUGCACUAGGCAGACCAGGCAAUACUUCUGAGAUUGCAAAAGCAAUUGCAUAUUUAGCUAGUGAUGAUGCUAGCUUUGUUACAGGUGUAACAUUAUCUGUAGAUGGAGGAAGACAUGUUAUGUGUCCUCGUUAAGAAUAUUGCAUUAUUUAAAAGUGUUAUAUUUAUACAUUUAUAGAACUGUUUAAUAUGCAAGAACUUAAUGUUCCUAAUAAAUGUAAUAAAUUAUGAAUUAUGAAUUA